CGAAUUAUUGGAUCCGAAUUUUCUUGUAUUUUCUUUAAUUUUUUUAUAAUAUGGGUUUUUUAAAGUAUAUGUGGUUACUGGGGAGAAAGGAUAUAAACAAAGAAGAUAAAAAAUCAAAAAAAAGACAAAGUUUAGUACAGCUUGUACCAUUAAUAACUUUACCGAAAGGAAAUAAUAAUGAUCGAUCAGGAAAAUCUUCGCAAAAAUCUAGAAAGAAAUCAUUAUCAAUAUCAUCAACAUCAUUAAAAAGAACUUCAAGAUAUAAUAAAAAUGGUACAAGUGGAAACAUUGAACCUAUAAAUAUUUCUUCAGUAUCUUCGUCAAUGAAAAGCGGACCGUCAUCGCCGAGAUCACUAUCAUCACCAAAGUCUCUUACAUCGCCAUCAUCACUUAGUGGAAAGAAAUUAGUUGAUGUUAUGUCAGAUGAAAAAGAGAAUGCAUCAAUAACCAGUUCAUUAAAUUCUUCAGUAAUCAAAAGACGUAAACGCGGCGAUAAAAAAGGUAAAAAUGCACAAGAAACUCAAGAAGGGCGAGAAGAUAAUGGAAAGGAGAGAAUGAACUUUUUGUUGGAGCUAAGAAGGAAAAUGUGGUUUAGUGGCGGUGGUAAUGGUGGUAGUGGUAGCAGUGGUAGUAGUAUUGGAAGUAGAAAUAGUAUGGUAAGUGUUGGAAGUGUUGAUAGUAGUGGAGAAGAAAAAACAUUGGAACAAUUAAGAAAAGGAAAUUAAUUAUAAUACGAAUUUCAUUGAUUUAAUUGUAUAUUAACUAAUAUUUAUUAUUAUGUUUUUAUUAUUUGUAUUUUAGCUAAAGUUAUAUUAAUUCUAUUAGUAAAUAAUUAUUAUUUUGUUUUUUUAUGUUUGAAUAAAGUCAAUAAAACAUUGUAAUUUGAUGAGUGUAAUUCUAAAAAUUAUAUUAAGUAUUAGAUUUCUUUAAUUCAUCAUGAUUAUUGUCAUA
This is a messenger RNA of Rhizophagus irregularis DAOM 181602=DAOM 197198, 951 nucleotides long. NCBI's taxonomy places the organism in Eukaryota, Fungi, Glomeromycota, Glomeromycetes, Glomerales, Glomeraceae. The record is from RefSeq and is a predicted model, not a curated record.